UGUUGAUGUAUGGGAGCAGGGGAUAAAAGAUGGAGCACUAAUUACUGACUCUUUUAUUCAAGACAAUUGGAUUCGAUUUAUACUUAAUAUAGCGCACAGGGAAUGUCAUCAUUAGUGUAUAACUUGUCAUGCACCAUUGUGUACCACUUUAGCGCUCUCUUUCCGAACAUAUAAUCUCAGCGUAUAGCCGGAAUCAACUUCAAGUUAUGGCUGUCUCACCUUUGCCUCCCCAGCCAUCACCAGCCGCAACUUCAGCCUUGGACAUUGCAGUUAAACCACGAUGUGCAGCUACUCAGAGCUCGAUCAACCUCCAAGACAACGCACCUUCACCUCUUAUCACGCACAGCACGGAUCGUGAACUAACCGAACAAUUAAACGAUGAUGUGCGGCAUAAGUAUAUCAAAGACAAGAAACUGGGAGAAGGAACCUACGCUGUCGUUUAUCUUGGUCAUCUUCGAACUGAUCCUUCGUCCUUUGUGGCAAUCAAGAAGAUCAAAGUCAAUGCUGAAUACAGAGACGGGCUUUCGAUGGACGCAAUUCGAGAAGUCAAAUACUUACAAGAAUUGUCACAUCCGAACAUCAUAGCGCUCCAUGAUGUCUUUUCCUCUAAGGACCAAAAUCUUAACUUGGUUUUGGAGUAUCUACCGCGUGGCGACCUUGAGAUGCUCAUUAAAGAUGGGAAUGUUCACUACGGUGCAGCUGAUGUUAAGGCAUGGAUGGGGAUGCUUGCUAGAGGCGUCUGGUUCUGCCACGAAAAUUAUAUUCUUCAUCGAGAUAUAAAGCCAAACAAUCUUCUUAUUGCUACCGAUGGGGAAGUGAAACUAGCAGAUUUUGGUCUAGCUAGAUCAUUCGCUGACCCUUAUUUGAACAUGACACACCAGGUUAUCACCCGCUGGUAUCGACCACCCGAAUUACUUUAUGGGGCACGACAGUACUCGGGAGCUGUGGAUAUUUGGUCCAUGGGCAUGGUUUUUGCGGAGCUGCUUUUGCGAGUGCCAUUUGUCGCAGGGAGCUCUGAUCUUGAUCAGAUCUCCAAGGUCUGUGAAGCAUUUGGCACGCCCACUGAAGACAAUUGGCCAGGAGUCUCUAGGUUGCCGAAUUAUAUUCCCGCUGAUAAGAACCAUAUCAUUCCAAUACAGGGUCGAGAAUUCUUUUUAAGGCAGUUUCCGACUGCUGGUCUUGUCGGCGCGGAUUUGCUUAUGUCGAUGUGUACGUUGGAUCCGAGAAAACGGAGUACGGCAUGUCAAGUUUUACAACACAACUGGUGGUUUACUGAGCCUAAACCGACAGAGAAGGAGAAUCUUCCCAGAAAAUUGGAUGGGGUCCAAAAAAUGGGUAAUGACUUGACGAGAAGGGGCGGAGAUAUUGACGAUAAUACCUUUAAGAACGCUGCCCGACAAUUGGAUUUUAACACGAGGCAGUAACAUGCUUUGUUCAUGACUAGCGACAAGCGCUCGUCAACGGACCCAACGCGAAACAGACGUCUCGGUCAUUCUAAAGAUACACCAAGUGAUAUACAAAUGCUGCUCUAUUAGGGUAGGUAGCUGCACAAACCGUUAGCCUAGAGUAUGCCUGGUAUGUAAUAUAGCGAUGCUUAGGCUAUCUAAGUGUUUUAAGUCUGCAUCUGCCUUCUGUUACGCGUCGCAAUGUGUCCCCCUAUUUUUUUUAGUUUAGGGUUUUUUUCGUCUAACAGUUCACUUUCACCGAAUAAUUGAAGUUAUUCUGUGGCCAUCCUUGGUGAUUUGCUCCUAUAUUACACUGUAUAAUAAUGGGGUAAAGGACGCAGCUUCAG
This is a messenger RNA of Aspergillus alliaceus, 1792 nucleotides long. It is a transcript of the gene kin28, whose product is annotated as TFIIH complex serine/threonine-protein kinase subunit KIN28. The record is from RefSeq and is a predicted model, not a curated record. Gene Ontology annotation, cellular component: transcription factor TFIIK complex; transcription factor TFIIH holo complex; cytoplasm. The transcript is spliced from 2 exons. Gene Ontology annotation, molecular function: cyclin-dependent protein serine/threonine kinase activity; RNA polymerase II CTD heptapeptide repeat kinase activity; ATP binding. NCBI's taxonomy places the organism in Eukaryota, Fungi, Ascomycota, Eurotiomycetes, Eurotiales, Aspergillaceae. The coding region runs from base 207 to 1424 and encodes 405 amino acids. Gene Ontology annotation, biological process: positive regulation of transcription by RNA polymerase II; protein phosphorylation.